This is a messenger RNA of Hylaeus anthracinus, 6038 nucleotides long. RefSeq names its product restin homolog (gene CLIP-190). Gene Ontology annotation, biological process: cytoplasmic microtubule organization. The record is from RefSeq and is a predicted model, not a curated record. Gene Ontology annotation, cellular component: nucleus; cytoplasm; microtubule plus-end. The transcript is spliced from 22 exons. Bases 182 to 5107 code for a protein of 1641 amino acids. Gene Ontology annotation, molecular function: microtubule plus-end binding. NCBI's taxonomy places the organism in Eukaryota, Metazoa, Arthropoda, Insecta, Hymenoptera, Colletidae.
AGUCGAAAUUGUCACUUUUCCGUUAACCGUCGUGUGAAUCUGUGCGAAUAUUUCGCGGUGCUCGUUUGUGAGAAUAUCGAUGUUCUAAUAGUUGCCCAUAAAAUAUGUUAAUUGUUUGCACUCGUGAACAUCACGUCACGGUUAAAUAAGUGUUAUAUAACAAUAAGUGUGUAUAUAAAAGAUGGCAGAUCCAAAACCAUCAAAACUAAGACCACCGUCAAAAAUUGGUCGACCAUGCAGCAAUCUUCCACCAAGACCAGCAGUCCCACCAUCAAUGCCUAGACUAUCGUUGAACCAGAUGGAUCAUCUCUGGGAAACGCACGGCCGCCGAUUAAGCGAGGCUGGUCUGCGCAGGGGAUCAGAUACUAGUGUCGUCCUGACGGAGGACACCGACAGCUUUAUAAUAGGAGACCGAGUGUGGGUCGGUGGUACCAAGCCAGGCUCGAUCGCCUACAUCGGAGAGACACAGUUCGCCCCGGGAGACUGGGCUGGUGUCGUUCUGGAUGAACCAAUCGGGAAGAACGAUGGAUCGGUGGCGGGUUGCCGGUACUUCCAGUGCGAGCCUAAACGUGGGAUAUUCUCGCGUCUGACCAGGUUGACCAGGCAACCUUUGGACGACUUUCCCAUGUCGCCGACCCAGAAGACCCCCACGACGCCACCGGACAGCACGAAAGGAAGCCUCGCCAAGUCCAUGUCUCCCUCACUGAACGCAUCCACGACAAGUCUGUCGUCCACGGUGUCGCAGAGGGAUCUCAGGAUAGGCGAAAGGGUAAUAGUAUCGUCCAGCCAAGGCAGCAAAACCGGUGUCCUCAGGUACUUGGGCACCACAGAAUUCGCGGCAGGCGAGUGGUGCGGCGUGGAGCUCGAUGAUCCAGUUGGCAAGAACGAUGGCUCCGUUGGCGACAAGAGGUACUUCGAGUGUCGACCUAAAUACGGCCUGUUCGCACCCGUGCACAAGGUCAGCCGGUCGCCGUCCAGCAGAAGGUCGUUGUGCGUGGUGCACAAGCCAACAGGCGCUGCCCUGAAUUCGUCCUUGAAGAAGACUGGUUCCAGGGAAUCGCUCAUCUCGCUGUCGAGUAUCGCCAGCACAGCGAGCACGGCUGCCAGGACUGGUAUCAGUACCGCGAGGAGGCCUGGUUUGCGCACGCCGGCACUUGCACGAACUACCCUGCAGGAAACUUUAAAGGAGAAGCAACAGGAGAUAGAGAUUCUUCGACGAGAAAGAGAUUUAGAACGUGACCGUGUUACAAAAGCAGCGAAUCAAGCUGACCAGGCAGAGCAGUCUAUAAUCUCAAUAAAACAUGAAUAUGAACAGUAUCGCGAGAAAAUGCAAAAGACAGUCACCGAAGCGGAAACUGCGCUUACGAAGUUACUCGAGGAAAAGAAUGCACUGGCUCAACAACUUGAAGAAGAGAAAAGAAAAUGCGAAGACCUUCUAUUCCGCUUUGAAGAAGAGUCGGUCAAUAAGGAUGAUAUUCAGAAAGAGAGAACUGAGCAAUGUGUGAUAAAUACUGUAAAUGAAAACAGGAUCAGGGAUCUCGAAAAGCAAUUGUUGGAGGAAAGAGAACGUGUUGGUCAAUUGGAACAAGACAGUAUAAAAUUAUUUGAAACUGAAGAAGAAUUAGCACGUCUUCGAAAUGAAAUCUCCAGUGCUACUACCCAAGAGAAACACCUAUUGGAAGAUUUACAGAACCAGAACAGAGGUCUGGAAGAAACAAAAGCCAGUCUCGAAAGAGAAGUGAACGAAAAAUCAGCGCUGGUAGAACAAUGUGUCGUGCAAAUAAAAGAGUUCGAAUUAAAACUUAACGAAAGUCAGAAGGAGAAUGCAACGCAUAAAGAAUCGGAAGCAAAUCUGCGAACAGAAUUGGAACGCAUGACGAAAGUUCUGGAUGAGAAAAGUACAAUCAUAGAAAACAUAAAGAAAGAAUUCGAAAGCACUGCAGACACUUUAAAAACAGAAUUGCAACGUGCUAAAGAAACGAUAGAGUAUAUCAAGGUAGAAAAUGUCAAGGAAAAAGAUUCUUUGAUAUCAAAGUAUGAGAAAAUCAUCGAGGAGAAGGAAAACCUCGUAAAAGUAAAGACACUAGAGUUUGAGACUGAAUCGAAGAAGCAAUUCGAAGCACAAAGCGUAGCCUUAGAGGAUCUUAAGACAGAGAACAUUAAGCAAAUCAACAAACUUUCAGAGUCUUUCAAUGAACAAUUGAAUAUGAAAGACUCGAGGAUUAAAGAAGUAUUCAUGCAACUCGAUCAGAAAACAUCCGAGACUGAAAAACUAAUGAAUGAACUGUCUGCGCAAAUUGAUUUGGGUAAAAAAAGGGAUGAAGAAUUAAACGUCGCUUUGCGGAAGCUCGAAGAACUGAACGAAAAGCUUAAGUUAAUGGAAGAAAAGAACGCUACACUUUCGAAACAAAUAGAAGAGUACCGAUCAAGGGCUGACGACAGUUUCAAGAUAGUUCAAGAAAAACAAAAAUUAGAGCAAGAUGUUGCUUCUUUAAUAGCUACCGAGGCAAAUUCUUCUGCGCAAUUGAAGAAAUUAAGCGAAGAAUUAAAAGUGAAGGAAAAAGAAUUGUCUGAACUACGUUCUACUACUGCAGCUGAAAUCGAAGAAUUGAUUAAGCAUUAUCAGGGGCAGGUCGAAGAAAAAACGAAAUAUAUCGAAGAAGUAACAGCAGACGUAUCUCAAAAAUCGGAAUUGCUUAGUAAAUUAGAAAAGGAUAUAAUUGAACUGAAAUCGAUCCUUGCAACUAAAGACGAGCAAAUAAAGAAUCUUACGGAAAAGACUUCAGAAUUGCAAGAUGCUCUUACAUUAUCAGCACAAACCAAGACCAAUCUGGAGAUCGAACUUCGAGCACUUGAAAGUAAUGUGGAAGAAUUGAAUCAGCAAGUCGCCAGCUCGGAAAAUAAAAUAUCACAAGUAACCACUCAAAAAGAAAAACUGGAAUCAGAUAUUGCGAAUCUGGUGAGCAGUUCUACUGAUUCCUCUGAGCAACUGGUGAAAUAUAACGAGGAUUUGCGUUUGAAAGAAAAAGAACUUGAAGAAUUAAAGGACAAAGCGUUUUUAAGUGAAAGCACGAUAAAAUCAUUGGAAGGAAAAUUAAGUAACGUGGAACAAGAGUUGAAUAAAGCUAGUACGUUGAUUCAGGAACAGCGCACUGCACUAGAUGAUAGCAAAUCUCAAUUGGAAAAUGAGAAAAAAUUAAAUACAGAAUUAUCUGGAAAAAUGAAACAGUUCGAGACAGAAAACGAUGAACUUAACAAAAUAAUAAGUGAAAAUGAACGUGUCAAGGAUAAUCUUAAAGAGAAAUCUGAAGAAACGUUUCACCUUGCUAAUGAAUUAAAGAUAAGUAAAGAGGAAGUACUCAGCCUUCAGAAACGAUGCGACACGUUGCAAAAUUCUCACAAAGAAGAAAUGUCUUCUCUUCAGAAACAAAUCAGUGAUAUGCAAGCGGAAUUAACUGCGUCUCAAAAAGAAACUAAAACUUUGCAAAAGAUGAAAUCAAAGUUAGAAGCAGAUCAGAGCGCCAAUCGUUGGUCUAUCGAGGAACUAACGGAAAAGCUGGCCGUUGAAACAGAAAAUCGUUCUAAAUUAGAGUCCUUGAUAUCGGAAAAGGAUUCUAGUUUUCAAGAAAUUCAAAAUAAAUAUUUAAAAUUACAACAAACAAAUGAAGCUUUAUUAGUUAAUAAGGAAGCCAUCGAUAAAAAUCUCACAAUCUCGUUAGAUGUCAUGUCUAAUGAAGUCAAAGAACUGAAAGACAAAUUAACUGGUGCGACGGAAACUAUUAAAAUCAAGGAAGACGCUCUCGCUCAAAUGAAGACGGCGUCUGAACAAACCGAGGCUCAAAUUUUGAAACUGAACGAGACUAUUGCGUCCAUGAAGGAAGAACAAGCGCAUAGUAUGGCAGAAAUUAAAGAAGUACAAGAAACACUUUCGAAGAAAGAAAAGGAAGUCGUUGACAUCUUAGAAACAAAAAAUUCUUUAGAAGAUAACAUAAAACAAUUAGAAUCGCAGUUGAAAAUUGUUGGAGAAGAAUUACGCAUGAAAAACAAUUCGCUUCAAGACAUGGAACACGCGAAUAAAGAACUGCAAAACGCCAAAGAUGAAUCUGUGAUGAAAUUGCAAAACACUUUAGAGUCUGAAAUUAAAUCUAAGCAGAUCGAAUUUGAGACUGUAACCCGGAAAAAUUCUGAAUUAGAGCAGAAACAGCUCGCACUUCAGGAUCUCGUAGAUAAACAAAUUAGUGAUUUGAAUAAUAAGGAAGCAAUAAUCGAUAAGUUAACAGCACAAAUUAAAGCGUUAGAAAAUACACAGUCGGAGAAACUACAGGCGCACGAGCAAACGAGAAAUGAGGAGUUCAAGCUCAUUCAAAAUAAAUUGGAUGACAUAAAUAAGGAGAAUGGAAAUUUAAUGGACACCAAAGAAUCCCUCGAGAAGUUGCUUAGAGAUCGAGAAGAGAAGAUUGAAAUAUUGUUGAAUACUAUAAAGAAUAAAGAAAACGAAGCUGACAAGAAUAUGCAAAACCUGUUGGAGAAAUUAAACCGUAUAUCCACGGAAUCUGCACAGUUAAAGGAGGCACAAAGUAACUUAGAAAGGGAAAACAAACAAAUUACUGCUAAAUGGACGGAAGCAACGAAUCAAUUAAAACUGACUCGUGAGAACAUGAAGAAUAAUUACGAUGCAGCUGGGGGUGACAUGAAACAACAUAUAGUUGAAAAAGAUAUCGACGUAUUAAAAUUGCAAGAAGAAUAUGAAACAGCAAAGAGUCAAAUAGACUUCUUGAAUUCCGUGAUAGUGGAUAUGCAGCGUAAGAAUGAAACUUUAAUGUGCAAAGUAGAAGUUCUUGAAAUGGGAGUACCUGCUAACGAAGCUGACGAUUAUACUCAAAGCACAUUAGAUAAACGUAUGGCCGCGCCACGUAUGUUCUGUGAUAUUUGCGAUCAGUUCGACUUACACGAAACUGAAGAUUGCCCACGUCAAGCCCAAGAUUUCCUUGAGCCAGAGAACGUUGCAAAAUCACCAAAGAAAGUGUCAGUGGAAAGACCUUACUGCGAAAACUGCGAAAUGUUUGGACACGAUACUCGUGAUUGCGACGAUGCUGAGACGUUUUAACAGCGUGUAAUUAUUCGUAGUCCUAUUUCACAGCUUGUCAAAUAUCCUACACACGCGAAAAAACAUGUUAAGAUUUUGCAGAGUAUAUUUUUAUAUGAAAGAAUUUAACGCAACCAUUGUAUGUGUCUUCCUGCAUAGAAUGUGCGUAUCCAUCCAGAAACUCCGGUGAUUUGGUGAAAAACCUGUGCUCCCAUAUUAAACCUAUAGCUUAAAACUCUAUAUACGUUUACAGAAAUGUGACAGAAAUGUUUUUUGUUUACAUUCAUUCUACUUCCACCUAAUUAUUACAGUACAAAGCGAUACAAAUCAAUAAUAGGUCCGAAUUACAACUAAGUUAGCUAUGAUAUAUUGUUAAAUUGUAUAAUAAUUUAUGAGAAGGGAGCAUAUAUUGUGAAAGUGUGCACAAUGAAAUGUUACACAUAUACCGCGCAAAACUUGCGGAAAUCGAGUGUAAUUAUGUACAUAACAAUUAUUUAUAUCGAUCUGUACAUGUAUUUAAUAUUUAUUUUGCCUUUGGAAACGCAUUACAUUCAGUGAUAGUUCCUUUUUUUCAAUAAUUAGGUACUCGAAUCAUUAGUAUUCGAAAAGAGGCGUUUCUUAAACCGAUUUUCAAUACUUGGCUUGAUUCUUAUACCAUAAUAGAAAAAAUACCUGUACUGAUUGGUAGUAUAGUUUUUCAGAAAGAAUAUUUGUACGUCCAGUGUAAUGUAAGGAAAUGCUUUCUGUGCGCGUUACGCUGUGCUUUCGUCAUCAACGUCUGUACAAAAAUCGUUUCGGUAGAAUUGUACUACUUGUUACUCUCUUGCCUUUCAACUUUAAGUCUUAAAACAGGGUUAAUAAUGAUCACUGAAUUAGUCUCAUCUUUAAAUGUAAAUCUGAUUAAUUAGAUUCAUGCUUUGUAGUUAAGAGAAAUAAAUUCUAAUAGACUGAU